GUUCCCAAACGAGGCCACGAAAACGCUUAUUUGUUGAUCGAUGGGGGAAAACACUUCGUGAAGCGAGCUUUUUGUGCCCWAACUAGGCAAAUGUCUAGAUUCCAAGAACUCAAGAAAGAAAUUUCUGUCUUGGAGAAGACCUUUGGGCCUGAUAAUGAGAGAUUUCGCGUGUCCUCCAAUGGCUUAGAUGAGAUUAUUUGCUGUUUUGUGUGUCCUUGCACCAAUGUCGAACAUGKUAUUCACUGCAAUAUCUCGGAAUCUUAUCCCGAACAACCACCAAUGUGGUUUAGUGAAAGCGAGGACUCAACAAUCAACCAAAUAGUGGAGUCGCUGACUGACACUGUUGAACCUUCAAAACCGAAACUGCUUCUACGAGCAACACAACAUCUAAUCACGGAUUUGUUCAAGGCUCAAAAAAUUCCUCUUCCUCCAAAUAUUGACAAUUUAACGUCCAUACAAAUCAUCGAGGAUGAGUCAAAUAGUACAACAGCACAAAUGGAUGUAGAUGAUAGUGAAGAUGAAGGACUAGAGGAGGAUAAUGAAGAAGAAAGUGAAGAUUCAGAUAACUAUGAAAUGGAUGAAGAAGUUGAUGAAGAUGAAAAGAAAGAAGUGGACGAGAUAGGAGCUGAAAAUUUUGCUGUUUUAGAGAAAUUAAGAGUGAGUCGACGUGAGGAGCAUUUGAAGGGAUCUGUUUGUGGAUCAAUCCAGGCUACCGACAGAUUAAUGAAAGAAUUGAGAGAUCUUUACAAAUCAGACAGCUACAAAUCAGGGAAUUAUUCUGUACAAUUAAACGAUGACAACCUUUAUGAUUGGAGUAUAAAGAUCAUGAGAGUGGAUCCAGAAAGUACUUUACAUAAGGACAUGGUGCAAUUGAAAAAGCAAGAAGGACUUGAUCACAUCCACUUAAAUCUGUCAUUCACUGAUAAAUUUCCAUUUGAUCCUCCAUUUGCCAGAGUUUGUUACCCUAUUAUCAGUGCGGGGUAUGUUCUUAGUGGAGGAGCGAUAUGCAUGGAACUUUUAACUCCACAGGGAUGGAGUAGUGCAUACACAAUUGAAGCUGUUAUUGUACAGAUUACAGCAACWCUAGUCAAAGGAAAGGCCAGGAUCAACUUUCAAGAAAGUAAAAAGCCUGGGGUAUACAGCUUGGUUAGAGCUCAGCAAUCCUUUAAAUCGCUUGUUCAGAUUCAUGAAAAAAAUGGCUGGUACACGCCACCAAAGCACGAAGGUUAAAUUCUUCAAUACAUACAUGCAAAGUUACAUGCAAAGUUAAUUGAUAAUUUUUGUAAAACCAGUAGGCAUCAUACAUAUAUUAUUGUUAUUGUUAACCCUCAUGUUUCAAUUUCUUGAAAUAGUGAUUAUUUCUACUACAUUAGCUUGUACAUAUAAUACAUGUAUUGUAAAUACAUUACUGCUUGUAAUACCUUUGUUAAUCAUAGUUAGCUAUCCUUUGACAUUAAAGGCAAAACAUUCCAUUUUGGAUA
This is a messenger RNA of Exaiptasia diaphana, 1481 nucleotides long. Its product is annotated as ubiquitin-conjugating enzyme E2 Q2. The coding region runs from base 91 to 1230 and encodes 379 amino acids. The transcript has 14 exons. The record is from RefSeq and is a predicted model, not a curated record. NCBI's taxonomy places the organism in Eukaryota, Metazoa, Cnidaria, Anthozoa, Actiniaria, Aiptasiidae.